AUGAAAUCAUUGAGUCUUUUAAAGGUGAAUGUUUUACACAAAAGAGAGGAGUCACUAUUGUAUUACGGUAAUUAUACUACUACUACUACUACUACUACUACUACUACUACUACUACUACUACUACUACUACUACUACUACUACUACUACUACUACUGCUACUACUACUACUACUACUACUACUACUACUACUACUACUACCACUACUACUACCACUACUACUACUACUACUACUACUACUACUACUACUACUACCACUACUACUACCACUACUACUACUACUACUACUACAUCACAGAAAUAUAUUAGAACUUACAAAAACCAGUGUGCUUUGUACAAUUCGAUUACAUUUGAAUCUUACCUGGCAGACAUUUUACAGUGGUAUCAUACUUUAGUAAAAGCGAAAUGA
Molecule: messenger RNA, 408 nt
Organism: Heterobilharzia americana
Lineage: Eukaryota; Metazoa; Platyhelminthes; Trematoda; Strigeidida; Schistosomatidae
Source: the annotation of a GenBank genome assembly